CCUACGCGUACCCAUGCUCCAACCCAUGCCCAACCCCCGGUCAUCUCAUGACCCACACACAAAACUUAUGAACAACACCUCCGUAGUUUAGAUAAAUAUCUUUGUGAUGGUUGGUUCCUGGUGUCCGAGGAGGAGAAGGUGUGCACGUGACAUUUAACUUCAACAUCGGCACAGUAAUAACAUUUCCCCGUCUUCCCCCCCCAAAACGUCCCAACAUCCCAACAUCCCACAACCAAACAACACGUGCUUGAACUGGGCUUAAUUAUGUAGGAUUAUGCCGUCUCUACCAUUUUUCAUCUCGUCGUCAUAAGCAUUUUAAACCCAUUUAACCUUCUUCAGGGGCCUGUCAAGGGCUGCCCAGGAUGCUUUGUUUCUGAUCCAUCAAGCGAGGAGUCAAAGUGCUUCAUGUAUGUUUCAUUCACGCCAGUAUUGGCGCGUCUGAGACGCCAUAGCCCUCAUCCCCCCCUCACACAUCCGCCAUCCGUCCUUAGCGCUGAUCAACAAGCCUAUCUCCCCAUUUCCUUACUCUCACUGUUGCUCGUCUUCUCUUCUCCUCACGAACAUGUUUAUGGCCUCAUUUUGACCGGCCUGUGUGCCUUUUUCCAUUUCUCUGCUGUUAUCGUACUUCACUUCUCACAUAGCGACUGGUCGCUCUUUCUUUUUUCAUCAUGUCCCUGCCGGCAGGGCGGGUUAUCACGACUCGUGAUGGGAAGCGAUACACUGCGGUCUCGAAGACGAUCAAGAGCAGUUCGAAAACGAGCACUAAGGCGGCAACAACAACCCAGAGUUCGGGCAACAACAGUAUUAACGACGGCAAUAACAACGACAAUAACGACUCUAAUGAUAAGAGCACUGGUGUGGCCACAACAACGGUGAACCCCGCAGCGAGUGUUGUACUAGGCUCUUCCACGACAAUUCAAGAAGAUGCUCCAGCAACAACGACAUCGGAUCCACCAGCAACAACAGAUCCAGUUGUCGAGAUGCCGAGUGGCACAGUGGCUCUGCCCACCACAACGCCAAUAGCGGAGAUACAUCCAGCGGCAGUUGCGAGUCAAUUUGGCAUCACAACAUCGACUUCGAUAUCGACGCCAACGCCGACUCCAACUCAAUCAGCGCAGCCGCAAGCAGUACAGCCGGACCCAAAGUCUGUGACGAUUAUUGUAUCUGAUACGACGGUAUCUGAUACAACAUCUGAUAUAUCAUCAGAACCAAUUUCGACCACACCACCCGCGGCAGACUCUGCAGAGAGCGAUAUUGCUAUCCCCACCGACUUAGUGGUCCCGUCCUCGACCAACAAUGAACAGCUGAUAGCCGUCAUCCCGACAGUCUCAACGGAUACUCCCACUCCCUCAGGGCCCGGUUCAGCUGCCGAGUCCGCAACACUCGAAAGUUCCAGCCAAACCGGACAAGUCGCCAUCGGUCACCUAGUCGGCGGCAUCGUCGGCGGCCUCUCCUUCGCCGCCCUCCUCGGCUGCCUCUGGCUCUACUUCAUGCGCCGCCGCCGCCGCCGCGACACCCUCCUCACCCCUAUCUGGGUGCAAUCCGAAAAGGGCCCCCCAACAGCCUACUACGAGAUCGACAACUCCUCCGUCGGCCCCACCUCCCUCGGCACCAAAUGGAAAACCAAAGCCGCCUCGCGCUACCACGGCGUCGUCGGCGGCUUCACCGCGCUCUCCUCCAAGAUGGACCACAAGCCCAGCCCAAGCGUCAACCUCAACCGGGGGAAUUCCCAAUUCCUCGCCCCCUCCUUCUCAACCCACAGCCACUCCUCCGUAUCUCACCCCCCAAGCGCUCUCACCCGCCGCGAGCGCGCAAGGGAUUGGUGGGACCGCCUCACCGCUGACGCGGUCUUCAACUGGGCACUCUCCCGCCACACCAGGCCCACCACCGCCGACCCGCCCUCGCACUUCACGCGCUCGCGCACCGCGUCGCCGUCCUCGCGACAUCCGUCACAGGAUCUAACCCGGUACCUGGCCUCCAAAGACCGCGAGAUGCGCGAUGCCGGCGCAGCCGCGGGUUUACCGCCCGAUCACCGCCGCUCUAUUUCCCUCCCGCCACCUACACGCUCGCGCGAGGACCUCGGGGAUGGGAGUCUCGGGAUCGAUUUCUCGGAUGCGGGGAACCCGUUCCCGAACCCGACGGCCGCGGCACCUACGGUUGCUACACGCACAUUAGCACCUAACCCCUUCGCUGAUCACUCGACCGCCGCGGCGGAGGUGUCACGCCCGCAGCCGUCGGUGGGGACGACUUAUGUCGCUGAUGUCAGGAGGAGUAGGGGACAGAGCUUCAGUACACCCCGCCAUCCAAGUAUCCGCACCAGUCGUGAGAGAAGUAGAGAUAGGGAUACGAUGCUCAGUAGCGCCACGACCAACACGCGCCGCGGAAAGGGGAGGAGCGAUCCAUUCGAUCUCGAGCCGGAGAUACUACGCGGUGUAGGUGCGGGGACGAGGGGGAGCGUGUUGAGUGACGUGGAGGGGUUGCCUAGUUCGGCGGGGGGUUCGUUGAAGUGGGGGGUGGCGGGUGGGGGGGGGGAGAUUCCGGGUGCUGGGGUUGGGGUUGGGGGAGGAGAGGAGAAGGUGUUGGGGGUUGGGUUGAAUCAUGAGAGUUGGACGAGUAGGUAUAGUGGUGGGAGUUGGACGAGUAGGUAUAGUCGUGGGAGUAGUGCGGGGUUUAGUGGUUGGGGGGAUCCGGGACCGGAUUUGGGGCCGAGAGGGGGGUAUGGGGGUGUGGGGACGGGGGUGGGGGUGGGGACUGCGAUGUGA
Messenger RNA from Pseudogymnoascus destructans, 2762 nucleotides. RefSeq lists its product as uncharacterized. The record is from RefSeq and is a predicted model, not a curated record. The transcript has a single exon. NCBI's taxonomy places the organism in Eukaryota, Fungi, Ascomycota, Leotiomycetes, Thelebolales, Thelebolaceae. Bases 669 to 2762 code for a protein of 697 amino acids.